AUGAGGAAACAACAAUCUUUGAACAGUUCUUUUAAACCAUCCUCGAUUAAUCCUCCUAAUCCUAUGACCAAACGAAAUUCCGAUGAUGAACCUAUGAGAAAUUCAAUUGAUGAAAGUGAUUUGGAACCAAAAGUCAAAACUUUAAAACGUCUAUGUGCAACACGAUGGGUCCAACGAUACGAUGCGAUAAAUGAUUUUGUAGAACUAUUUCCAUAUGUAGUCAUCUCAUUAGAAAAUAUAUCUGAGUGGACUGAUCCAUCUUCUGUUGAUGCUAACUUAUUGUUGAAAUCAAUGGAUUCCACAUUUUUAAUAUCGUUACAGGUCAUAAAAGUUUUAUUCUCAUAUGGACUACCUUUAUGUAAACAACUUCAACAAAUUGAAAUUGAUCUAAGAGAAGCUAUUGGAACUGCUGUUGAUAAUGUAAAUGCUCUUAAAACUCUAAGACAUAACAUUGAUGUUGAAUUUCAUAAGAUGUUUGAAAAAGCAAAAAAAAUGGCUGAAUUUUUGGAUAUAACUAUUUCAAUUAAACGUUUAAAUAAGCGACAACAAAAUCGAGCUAAUCCAUUAUCAAAUGAUAAAAAUGAAGUUGAACCGGAAACCUAUUUUCGAAUAACUAUGGCCCUGCCUUUCAUUGAUGCUUUCAUACAGCAAUUGGAAGACAGGUUUUUAGAACAUAGAAAUGUUUUUAAUGGUUUUCAGUGUUUAUUUUCAUAUGAUUCAGAUGAUACACUAGUUGAAUUUGAUGAACUAGUGAAAUUUUAUUUCCCUGAUAAUGAUAUUGAUACUGUUAGAGCUGAGUUACAAAUGUGGAAUGUUAAACUCAAAAGAAAGAAUAUACAACCCAAAACUGGAUUGGAUGCACUAAAAUACUGCAGUGAACUUAUUUAUCCUAAUUUAUCAAAAUUAUUUAGAAUAUUUUGUACAUUACCUGUGUCUACUGCUACACCUGAGAGAAUGUUUUCAUGUUUAAAAAGGUUAAAGACCUACUUGAGAAACACUAUGAAAGAAGAGCGAUUAAAUGGCCUCACUUUAAUGGCAGUUCAUAGGAACAUUCCUAUCAGUGCUGAAGAAGUAAUUGAUGAAUUGACUAAAAAAAAAAGAAAAUUAAAUUUUGUUCUAUAA
Molecule: messenger RNA, 1122 nt
Organism: Metopolophium dirhodum (rose-grain aphid)
Lineage: Eukaryota; Metazoa; Arthropoda; Insecta; Hemiptera; Aphididae
Product: 52 kDa repressor of the inhibitor of the protein kinase-like
Exons: 7
Coding region: 1-1122 (373 amino acids)
Molecular function (GO): protein dimerization activity
Source: RefSeq, a predicted model, not a curated record